Molecule: messenger RNA, 7699 nt
Organism: Pan troglodytes (chimpanzee)
Lineage: Eukaryota; Metazoa; Chordata; Mammalia; Primates; Hominidae
Product: atherin-like
Exons: 4
Coding region: 4363-4770 (135 amino acids)
Source: RefSeq, a predicted model, not a curated record
GCUGAAUCACAGAGAUAAAUUUAAUUUUCUCAACCAUAUUACAAAUAGAAAUUUUAUUUGUUUCAUAUAAGAUAUGGACACCUCUAUCAUUCUCUUCAAAUACUGUAAAAUAAGAAGAAUUUAUUUUGGAAAAUAAAAACAAAUGAGUAAUAAUUUAAGAUGACUGGCAUAUUUUCAAAAUUGUUUAAAGGCAAUAUUAUGGCACAGAUAGCAGCUGGCAAACACAAUUCUUUAGCUUAAAUGUAAGCUAUAACACAGUUGAGCCACAGCACAGUUAGUUUUGCUAAUGUGUUUGUAUUUUCCAACAUAUGAAAUAAUAACUUUAUGUAAUCAAGCUCACAGCCCAGUCAUUGUUAGAUCACGUUGAAGAAAAGUAAAAGAAAGCGAUAGUGGUUUCAAAUCAAAAAGAUCAAAAUAAUGGCAAAAUUCCUGCCUUAAAAAAGGUAACCACAUAUACUUUGAAGGCCCACCAUAACUUUAAGACAAAACUUUAAAGUGGCUUUUUGAUACAGUAAACAAAAAUGAUUCUAGGUAAAACUGAACACUUCUUUUAAUUACAAUAAUAACAAGAAAAUUUUAUUGACAUACAUUUUAAGUUUUAAUAUACAACAUUAUUAAUGGUUCAAAAUUUAUAUCAUCACCAGAGAUUAACAAGUAAAUGAGAACUUUGUGUAUUCUAAAUAUUUUCAAUUAACAUUUUAAUAAAGAUAAAGAGACACUUUACAAGUUACUCAUCCUUACAACACUGGGUGACUUACUGAUGUAAUAAAUGUAAUAGCAAAUAAAAAUAAUAGGAUUUUAACUAACAGAGGAGAUUAUAACAGACUAAUAUAAAAGAUAACACAUAAUUUACAGAUUUUUUCUAAAAUGUUAAAUCCACAAAAUGUCUAUUUUUUAACCUAUACAGUCUAGAAUAUUUUAGUUAAAAUGUUUUUGUAAAGUCUGAACAAAUGAUGCACAGAAAAAUGUUUGAAAAACAUAAAAGUAGCAUUUCGGCUCUUGCCUUUCCAAGUAAGUCUGUAAAAUAAAUACUGAUUUCAAAAUAUCUAGAAAAUUGUAAACAUGUUUUUCCACCAUUAGAACUGGCCAUUCAACAUCAAGUCUUUUUUUCCAUAUAAUUAAGCUUUUGUUCCGCUAAGAAAAAACUAGAAACUGAUUGCUUGAAAAUGAGCUGCAUGCCCUUUGUCCUGAUUUGUCACCUUUGACCCUUAAUUUGAUGAUCCUGCAUAUCAACCCAUUCUAUUUUUAGAAGAAUCAUGUCAAAGUUCUAUGCUUAAAAUAGUACUUUUUACUGAUAUAUUAAAUGUAUUACAACAUUACUUUUCAGGUAAUUUCUACAAUGGUUUCAUACUAGUACUCAUUUCAAAUAAUGUAGAGCACAGUAAUAUUGUAAGCAGUAAAAGCCUGCUGUUUGUCCUGUUUCAAACAAUAGAAAAUUUCCCCCAAAUGACAGGUCAAUAUCAUUAUAAUUUCAAAAUUUAUAUUCUUAUUUUUUAAAUUAUUUAAUGUUUUUAAGUGGAAUUUAUUUCAUGAAUGAUUUCUAAUUUAAGCUUGAUAUCACAUAUUUUGAUGUUGGUUUUGAUAGUGCCAGAAUAUGAACCUAAAUCAAAAAUUGCAAAUAUCAAGUUCAUACUCUAUCUUACCAGUAGUGUCAACUAAAACUGUACAGUUGAGUUAAAUAACUAGUUGCUUAAACGGGUUUUAAAAAUCUUGUCAUCAUCUGCAAGUGGCAGCUUUCAAAGAAAGAGAAAACCUCUAGCAUUGAUCCUAUUGAUUUUACUGACAUUAUUCAAAAUCAAUGUUACACAGUAAAUUAAUAUACUUCAGGGAUAACAUUUCUCUAUCACAAUUUCUGAUGAUUCCAAUUCAACUAGGUGAAAAGCAAAAAAAAAAUUUAUGAAAUAUAUAUGCAUAUAUUUCCUAUAGUCAUGAUGCUACUUGAAUCCCUACACAAUUUCUGUGUACUGUACAGUUUUCAGUCAGAUUUAGCAGGGACCAAUAUGGCUGUCUUGAUUCAGCACUGUGGCCAGCGACUUUGUCGAGCAUCAUUGUGUCAGAGAAAUCCAACACAAUAAUGUACAUGUAUACAAGUACAUGGUGGGCAAGUUUCUCAAAACAAUGAGAUUCUGUAUUUCAUAUAGUCCAAGACUUAUUCAUAUAAAUCAACCUUAAGUAUUUGAAUGUAAAGAAUUUCCAUUGUUCUUCUUGGCAAGCUAGAAAUACUUUACUUUGUGGUUCAUCAAAAACAGUAGUUAUUUGUAAAGAAAAUACAGUCCCUUUAAAAGUCAAGGAAAUAAGGUACAGGUUCAAAAGUAUUUAAACAAAAAAAACUGAGUGAGAAUUUUAAAAGAAAAUUAAAUUCUAUUAAAAAAUACCUAAUAAGAAAACGCUUUAGUUGUCCAAAAAUUUGUAACGCCACUUUCAUAAUCAAUAAUUUAAUUACUUCUAAAUUGAUUCAUCCCUGUAUGCCCAUGUUUCAUUUUUUAAAUCAAUGCAACUUUGGAUUAAGAUAAAUGUUUAUAGAUCAUUUCCUGACCUGAACUUGCUAAUACAGUCCCCAAAUUUGGUAGCUGUGCCUAGCGCUUCAAUUAUUUUUAAAGAGACAUCACUCACACCUGAAGACUGUUAUUCAUACAUGUUUUAUUUAAUAACUUAUUUUCUUCCUUUAAUCAUGAUUUGUAAAUUAUGACAGCAGUGUGUCACAAAACCCUAAUCAUGUUACCAGAUCAGAUACCAAGCAUUAUCAAACUUUUAGGCAGGUAAGAUCUAUUUAAUCUUCUCUUUCUUCAGAGUAAACCGGAAAAAAAAAAGCCAAACUUAAAUUCACCGUAUUUUGGGAUUUAUACGUGCAAUAAACUUAAAAAUAAGUUAUUCUGAAGACUAACUUUGAGCACUACUAUUUUAAAUCUCGAUUUGCUUCCCUUACAAAGUAUAAGAUUGACAUACCUCGCCUCACAACCUAGCGAUUUUUAAAUUUAAAUCUUGACUAAUUUCACAACAAACUUUUUAUUGUUUCUGAAGUCUAGUAGAGAACAUACAUAGUAAGACACCAUACAGUCUGACAAGGAUUAAUGAGAAUAUAAUUAUUGAAUCAUUUAGUUCCAGAUCUAUUAAUUGAGAAGCACCUAUAAAGUUACCAAAAACCAAUAUGCAUUACAACCCGAUCCAAUUCCUUAAAUUUUUAUGACCUUAUAUUGUCAAGCAAAGAUUAGCUGAUCCUACUUGUAAAAUGGAAAAGUCAAAUAAAACUUUUUUAUUCAUUGGUAGUAUAGCUCCUUCCCCACUAAGUGCUAGAAGAGGCCUUGUGUCAGUUUCAUUUCUAAAGCUCUGUAGGAAAUUAGGCACACUGGAUUGCUGUAUUUCAUACAUGCAAAGAUAAAUAAUUUGGCAAGCAAGAACCUUCCCUAAGAUGGACAAGGGUGUAAUUAUUAUUGAAAAUGGAAUACUGAUUAUUACAUUCUCUUCUGUUAAUUUAUCAUAUGACUCCUCUAUAAAAUCUAUGCAAAUUCACAGCAGAAGAAAAAAAGGCAUAAAUUUCAUAGCAAAUUUAUUUUUUCAUACAAAAUGGCAUAUAAUUCCAAGAAUUCACCCUUAACUUUCAAAUUUUCCCUGAAAGCUUUCAUAAAACUGUGAUGUUUUGUACUUAUUGUUGGACGUAAAAAUGUGCUUUUUAAAAAAGCACUUUUGCAUUAUCUAAGUAAAUAUGGUAAUAACCAGCACCAAAAAAAGAGAAACAUUAAGAUUUUCUUGAUUAAAAAUCACUUUAAGUCAUAUUUUCCCAGCAAUGUUGUAAAACGUUUUAAAUUCAUUCUAAUACUAGUUGUCAGGUGUAAUUUUCACUUCCACAGUAUUUGUGAUCGAUAAAUAAAAAACUACAAUAGGAGUAUAAUUUAUUUUCCCCUUGCAUUAACAAUAAUAGGUAUAAAAAUCUACAGUGGAGAAUUUAGUUCCAUGAACAGUGACACUUGGCAACCUUAAAAACCUACGGAUGAAAACAAACCCACAAAGAACUGAAGGGAACUCAAGGAAACACAGGCACCUAAGAUUUCAUUCUGUGUUACAUGAAACAAUUCAAAAUGGCGGACUUACUAUUACUUACAUUUAAGAAAUUUCCGCAAUAAGGGCACUAAAUACAUACUGUUAGAUUUUACUCGAAAACACUCAAUAUUUACCAACGUGCAAUUUUUAAAAAAAGUUUUUGGAGUACAAAUCUUCACAAAGCACCCGCAUCCAAUGUUCCAGUCAGUAGUCAGUUAAUGCUCCUGCAAACGUAUCAUUUCUUCUUUGGUUUUUCCCUUUCAAAAACAACCUAAAUCCAAGUGCGUUCUUCCCCGUUCUUUUCAAAAUCCUUAAUUUUAAUUCAUGAAUUUACAUCACCGAUACCGAAGCAAAAACGAUCCCCGACGCCUGCCCGGUACAAAGCAGUUCGGCUUGCGGAGCGCGAAAGGGAGGUGCGCACGCCCUCUGGCGGCGCGGCCCCGUGCGUCCCAGACGAGCCGGCACCGGCCGCGAGGACCCGCCGCCGGGACCCCAGCCUGCGCCGCACCCUCGCGCCCUGCGCCCCCGCCCUGCCCCGCCCCGCCCUCCCGCUCCAAGCCGGCUUUGGCCGCCCGGCAGCAACCGCAGCGGCGAGCCUGGGCGGCCGCUUUGGCAACGCAGUGCCCACACCGGGCGCCGACCCAGCAGCACCGAGCGGGGAGAGAAAGAUGCCCUGGACAUCAUUCCGAACAGCACAAUUCAAGGGGAGGCUUUUCCAAAUUAUGCAGCUGAUAAGAGGCAGAAGAGAAGCAAAGGAUGACCGUGAUCUCAGGCUCUUGGGUAACCCCCUCCCACACCAACUCUGAGUUUGUUUAUGGCUUGUUUUGGACAAUAAGACAUUAGCAAAUGAGAUAUAAGUACAGGCUUGAGAAGUACAUGGGCACUGGGGCUUGCUUGCUGGCUGCUCUGUGGAACCUGAGACUACCACGUGAAGAAGUUCGAAGUGCUAGAGGUUGAGAGAACAUGUGCAGCAAAGAUGAAGCAUCCCAGCUGAGAUUCCCCUAGACCAAUCAGCUUGCCAACUGCCACAAAAGCGAAUAAAGCCGUCCAAGAGCAUCCAGCUAUAAGGUGAGCCAGUCCAGACCAGAAGAAUCACCUGAUCAACUGAAAGAUAUAUGUGAAAUAAUAAAUGUUAGAGGUUUUAAAUUUUAAGAGGUACAGAGGCAUAUGGUUGAUGGUUCUGUUGUAUAAUCAUUAUUUAGUCUGGAAAGAAUCACUUGGAGUCGUCUGCUUUUAACUUUUGUCAUAAACACAACAUAUGAGAUAACAUAUUUCAAAACAUUAAAAAAUUUUUGUUUUGUUUUGUUUGGGUUUUGAAAUGGAGUCUCGCUCUGUCACCCAGGCUGGAGUGCAAUGGCGGGAUCUCAGCUCACUGCAACCUCCACCUGCCAGGUUCAAGCGAUUCUCCUUCCUCAGCCUUCUGAGUAGCUGGGAUUAUAGGUGUCCACCACCAUGCCUGGCUAAUUUUUGUAUUUUUUGUAGAGCCGGGGUUUCACCAUGUUGGCCAGGCUGGUUUUGAACUCCUGACCUCAGGUGAUCCUCCUGCCUCGGCCUCCCAAAGUGUUGGGAUUACAGGCGUGAGCCACUGCACCCAACCAAAAAAAAUUUUUUUAAACUAUAGAAACCCCCCUCAGGUUUGUAGCUGAUGUUGGGCAUGAAGAUGUCUGUGCUUUUAGAGCCCAUUUUCAAGUUUUAGAUACAGAUUUUCCCCCAACAAAAAUUCAUGGAAGUUUCAAGGAUUGCCCAUAAGAAUAUAUCUCUCAAGAAAAGCAUUGAAUUUAUUUCAUUGUACCAUAUUUUGAAAUGUCCAGGAAAAAGGAAGAUGCCUCAAAACAUUGCAGAUUCACACACAGCUUUUCUUUAUUUUUAGCAUUAACAUAAAUUACAUUAAACUCUUGAUUUUUAAAAAUCAUUAUACAGUUAAUUAGUGAAGAAUUCCUAAGUGUUUAUCUGCCCAGGGUCAUUUCUUCCAUUAGUCCCCCCUUAGUACUUAACUGAAAUUGCUGUGUUUUCAGACCUAAAGAUUAAGUCAUGGGAGGUUGGUGUUGAAGUACAAAAGGUAUUUGGUAUUUUAGAUACAUGAUAAAUAAGGCAUGAAUGCGUUAGCUCAAAUUAUGGGACAGAAUUAAAAUAUGAUAAUAAUCGUGAUUUCCAUUUAUUAGGACACAGUAUCCUGGACCUGGGGCAAGUGGCAAAUGAAUUUUAAGCAGUUGGCAAAGCUUUUCAUAAGUAAAUCUAGCUGCAUAUCAGACUGUAUUGUAGUCCCAGCUGCUUGGGGGGUAGGGUAACUGAAGCAGAGGAUAGAUAGCUUGAGCCCAGGAGUUCAAGGCUGCAGUGAGCCAUGAUCCCACCACUGCACUCCAGCCUGGGCAACAGAACCAGACUUUCGCUCUAAAAAUAAAUUAAUAAAUAAAAAGUAAUUCAGCAGUUUUCUUUCUUGGAUAGUAAAAAAUAUCUCCUAAAAUAGGAAGAGGUGUAGGGUGAAGAAUUAACAUAUGCUGAAUCCUUACCAGGUGGCAGAUUCUAUUCUUAGCAUCUAUGUACAUGAUCUCAUUUAUAUCUCAUAAUAAACCUAUAAAUUGAGCAUAGUCAUUUCCAUUUACAAAGGAGGAGCCUAAGACUACUCACUGUAUGUUUCUCAAAGUGUAUUCCACAGAUCACUCACACCAGAUAACCUAGGGAACUUAACAGAAGUUUACAUUUCUCAUCCUCAAAUCAGAUUUCCCUGACUCAUAAUUUCUGGGGCACUUUUAAGAAAACCAAUAAAUUAUACAAAAGCGGCCGGACACAGUGGCUCAUGCCUGUAAUCCCAGCACUUUGGGAGGCCAAGGUGGGCAGAUCACAAGGUCAAGAGAUUGAGACCAUCCUGGCCAACAUGGUAAAACUCCAUCUCUACUAAAAAUACAAAAAUUAGCCAGGCAUUAUGGCGCAUGCCUGUAGCCACAGCUACGCAGGAGGCUGAGGCAGGAGAAUCGCUUGAACCCAGGAGACGGAGGUUGAGUGAGCUGAGAUCAGGCCACAGGCCACUGCACUCCAGCCUGGCGACAGAGCGAGACUCCGUCUAAAAAAAAAAAAAAUUAUACAAAAUUUACAAAAUACAGCUGGCACAGUAGCUCACGCCUGUAAUCUCAGCACAUUGGAAGGCCGAGGCAGGCAGAUCGGUUGAGGCCAGGAGUUCCAGACAAGCCUGGCCAACAUGGUGAAACCUGUCUCUACUAAAAAUACAAAAAAUUAGCCAGGUGUGGUGCUGCAACUACUCGGGAGGCUGAGGCACGAGAAUCAUUUGAACCUAGAGGUGGUGGUUGCAGUGAACCAAGAUUGCACCACUGCAUCCCAGCCUGGGCGACAGAUCGAGACUCUGUCUCAAAACGAAAAAAAAAAAAAAAAAGUUAUAAAAUCCAUGAAAGUUUUCACUUUUGGUGGGUGGAUGUUAAAGUCAUUAGUUAAUCCACCUCUGUUCAUGACAGUUUCUUAAUGAUCUGUAUCUAUAAUUACAUUUCUAUGUUAUAAAAGGUCAAUUAUUUUUAUCUGCAAAUAAAAGCAGCAUAAGGAAGAAAGAGAUCAACAUUCUAGACAUUAGUGUCUAUCCAGUCUCUUCCUCAAUGUAUUGCUAUUUUUAUCACUUGUAAUUAUUAAAAAAUAUUUAUAUCUUUCUUUUCUA